AUGUGGUGUAAGUUCCACAAAACGAAGUAUCACAACUCCAGCGAGUGCUUCGCCCUGAAGAAGCAGCGCGAGGAGCACAAGCCAGCUGAGAUACAGACAACAGUUUCGAGCAAGAGCAAGUAUUCCAGAUUUGAAAAAGAGUCAAGUGACAGUGACAGCGACAGCAACAGUGAGAUGAAGCUCGUUCGUCUGGUCGCCAAGAAGCAUACUAGCACCAAGCUCGCUUCGUUACGCAUCAAGGUUCAGCUCAAUAACGCAAACGGCACCUUUGAUGCGCUACUAGACAGUGGUGCAUCAAUGAGCAUCAUCAACCAGAAGACUCUGCAGGCCAAUUUCCACUUGGACGUGAAAAGUCGCAUCGUCGACCAAGUUUCAGACGGUAAAUGGCGAGGUGACAAGUGA
This is a messenger RNA of Peronospora matthiolae, 402 nucleotides long. The record is from the annotation of a GenBank genome assembly. NCBI's taxonomy places the organism in Eukaryota, Oomycota, Peronosporomycetes, Peronosporales, Peronosporaceae.